GGAAGGACCCAGCCUGCCCCACGGACUGCCUGAGAAAACAACAAGCCUGGCUGCCGCUUCCUCCCGCGAACCUUUGGAGGAGCCGCGUCCGCUCGCCGGGCCGGCCAUGGACCAGUGCGUGACGGUGGAGCGGGAGCUGGAGAAGGUGCUGCAGAAGUUCUCGGGCUACGGGCAGCUGUGCGAGCGGAGCCUGGAGGAGCUGAUCCAGUACGUGGCCGGGCUGCGCCGCGAGAUCCUCCAGAGCGAGAAUCAAGAUGGGGAUCUCUCGGGGACAAUAUCGCUUGUAAUGACCCAGUGUUGCAAACGAAUAAAAGACACUGUUCAAAAAUUGGCCUCUGAUCAUAAGGAUAUUCACAGUAGUGUUUCCAGAGUUGGAAAAGCAAUUGACAAGAAUUUUGACUCUGACAUCAGCAGUGUGGGGAUUGAUGGAUGCUGGCAAGCCGAUAGCCAACAAAUUCUGAAUGAGGUGAUGGUUGAACACUUCUUCCGACAAGGAAUGUUGGAUGUCGCUGAGGAGCUUUGUCAGGAGUCUGGGCUUGCUAUAGAUCAAAGUCAAAAAGAACCAUUUGUGGAGCUUAACCGGAUAUUGGAAGCGCUUAAAGUUAGAGUUUUGCGACCAGCAUUAGAGUGGGCUGUUUCAAACAGAGAAAUGCUGAUGGCACAGAAUAGCUCUUUAGAAUUUAAAUUGCACCGGCUAUAUUUUAUUAGUUUAUUAAUGGAUGGAACUGCAAACCAGAGAGAAGCACUGCAGUAUGCUAAAAACUUUCAACCAUUUGCUCUAAACCACCAGAAAGAUAUUCAGAUUUUGAUGGGAAGUCUAGUAUACCUGAGGCAGGGAAUUGAAAACUCACCAUAUGUCCAUUUAUUGGAUGCAAACCAGUGGGCAGACAUCUGCGACAUCUUUACAAGGGAUGCCUGUGCUCUGUUGGGACUCUCGGUUGAAUCACCUUUGAGUGUUAGCUUCUCAGCAGGUUGUGUAGCGUUGCCUGCUCUAAUAAAUAUCAAAGCUGUGAUUGAACAGAGACAGUGCACUGGCGUUUGGAACCAGAAAGAUGAAUUACCGAUUGAAGUGGACCUUGGUAAAAAGUGCUGGUAUCAUUCAAUAUUCGCCUGCCCCAUCCUUCGUCAGCAAACAACAGAUAAUAACCCACCUAUGAAGUUGGUUUGUGGUCAUAUUAUAUCAAGAGAUGCUCUGAAUAAAAUGUUUAAUGGCAGCAAAUUAAAAUGUCCCUAUUGUCCUAUGGAGCAGAGUCCAGGAGAUGCAAAACAGAUAUUCUUCUGAGGACAAGAUUCACUGUGUAGUUCAGAUGAGACAUUGACUUACAGAUAUGCUUUGGAAGACUGAAGCAGGGAUAUAUUCCAUUUUAUGCUGUGCAGAUGGAAGCAUACCGUAUGUUUGUAUAAGCCUAAUGCGCCAGAAUUUUUUGCCCACACUUAGUGCAUACAUACAGGUUGGAAAAAUUGCAGAAGUAAUAUCUAUCCUAGGGCUUUUACUCUGACCUUGGUCUCCAUAGCUGAUCAAGAGACUACACCAGCAGUUGUCAUUUGAUGCAGAAUUUUGUACUUAACUGUAUGGUGACUUCAUUUUUUAAAGCAGACGCCAAACAACCUCCAAGUAGGUCUAAUAUUUGUCCUGCUUUGAUUUUAUCACAUUGAUUGAUAAAUGUCUUCAUAAAGAAUGUGUUGGAAAAGUUUUAUUUCCUUAGUAUGUAUAUUAUUAAGAGAACUUCAGGAAAAAGUUUGAUAAGUUGAAUAACAGCUAUAAAUGUAUUUGUAUUUCUGUUCAUAUUUUUCCAGCCCAAAGCUGUAACAGUCAGGGGUUUUUUUUCUUCUUUUGAACGUUUUCCAGCUUUUAAACAGGAUUCUAGUUUAAUGUGCUGAUAUGUAAAUGACAUAAAUAACAGAGUUUAAAACCAUUUUUAAUUUAGUAAGGUAGCAAGUGACUGGACUUGGGAAUCCUCUCCAGUUAAUUUCCUAAUCAAGAGCUCUUUGUUUGGUUAAGGGUGUUCAAUAAAAUGGAGCUCUGGAUUGGAAAGGAACUUUUGUCAGUGGAUCCUUGACUCUGGCAACCUUAGUCUUACUCUUUAAGUUUUGUAUUCAAGAUCAGUGUCAUGUUGCUGUACAGUUUACUAGUUAUGUUAUUUAUAAAGUUAUUGGAACCAAAUAAACUGUUGAUGAUGAUUGUUGCUAA
Messenger RNA from Eublepharis macularius, 2191 nucleotides. It is a transcript of the gene RMND5A, whose product is annotated as required for meiotic nuclear division 5 homolog A. NCBI's taxonomy places the organism in Eukaryota, Metazoa, Chordata, Lepidosauria, Squamata, Eublepharidae. Bases 107 to 1282 code for a protein of 391 amino acids. The transcript has 9 exons. Gene Ontology annotation, molecular function: protein binding; ubiquitin protein ligase activity. Gene Ontology annotation, cellular component: cytoplasm; GID complex; nucleus. Gene Ontology annotation, biological process: proteasome-mediated ubiquitin-dependent protein catabolic process. The record is from RefSeq and is a predicted model, not a curated record.